Messenger RNA from Eubalaena glacialis (North Atlantic right whale), 2877 nucleotides. RefSeq names its product ATP binding cassette subfamily G member 2 (JR blood group) (gene ABCG2). NCBI's taxonomy places the organism in Eukaryota, Metazoa, Chordata, Mammalia, Artiodactyla, Balaenidae. Gene Ontology annotation, molecular function: ATP hydrolysis activity; ABC-type transporter activity; ATP binding. The record is from RefSeq and is a predicted model, not a curated record. Bases 556 to 2817 code for a protein of 753 amino acids. Gene Ontology annotation, cellular component: plasma membrane. The transcript has 19 exons.
GGCCUGGCGGAGACCCGGACCUGCGGCGCCUGAAAGCGGGUCCGAACAGCUAGCUGCCCUUCCCGUCCCGCUUUGUCGCUCACUUCUUCCUCCCGUUCCUUCCGUCGUCCCUUGCUUUCCCCCCCGCGGCGGCUGCGCCGGCCUGACAGCGAAUCUGCCGCGAACACCGAAGCUGCGCGAACCGCCCGCCGCGCCGCCCGCCGGCCCCGCCUCCUCCCGGCUCUUCCUUCCUCCGUGCGCCCCCGGCGGGGCUGGCGGAACUGGACGCGGCCCCCGAACGUUCACCGGCGAUGGGAGGCCGGCCGUUCGGGAAGAGGACGUGACUGUCGGCGGCGAGGAGGCGCUCUUCUGCCCGGGGAAGCGCCUGGAGCGGAGAGCAGGUGGAAAAAAAUUCCAGAAGGGACCUGAGAACGCUGCAGCUGUUCAUUGGAAACCAGGAGGAAUAGAAUAAUUGGAAAAUGUGUCAGGGGAAGAAGGAGAGGACCUAGUAAAAGCACAUCAAGACUAAGACCAAGACCAAGGCAAAAGCACUUAAGAGUAUGCCCUUCCAAAGUGAUGAAUCAUGGAAAGAAUGAUUACAACGAGAAACGAAACCCUCAGAUUUCUUCAAUUACAACCAAGUGGGCAGAUUCUGUUCCUGAUUUUAUUGGCCCUGGGGCGCGCGCACCUGAUUUCUCCGAAGCUCAUUCAUUAGAGACCGCCUACUUGCUCUGGGGGUGGACAACGUGUGCAACAGAAAAACAAAAAACAAAACUCGGUGUCCGCGUCCCCUGGUGCUUAGGAGCGUGGGACACCGGCAGUGGCCAAAUCCAUCCAGGUCAGACCAGAAAGGCAGAAACAUUCCAGAUGUCUUCCAACAGUUACCAAGUUUCUGUCCCAAUGUCAAAAAGAAACACCAAUUGCAUCCCGGAGACAACCUCCAGUGACCUGAAGACAUUUACUGGCGGAGCUGUGUUAAGUUUUCAUAACAUCUGCUAUCGAGUAAAAGUGAAGAGUGGCUUUCUACUUUGUCGGAAAACAGUUGAGAAAGAAAUACUAAAGAACGUCAAUGGGAUCAUGAAACCUGGCCUCAAUGCCAUUCUGGGACCCACAGGUGGAGGCAAAUCUUCGUUGUUAGAUGUCUUAGCUGCAAGGAAAGAUCCACAUGGAUUAUCUGGCGAUGUUUUGAUCAACGGACAACCUCGACCUGCCAAUUUUAAAUGUAACUCAGGUUACGUGGUACAAGAUGAUGUCGUGAUGGGAACUCUGACAGUGAGAGAAAACUUACAGUUCUCGGCAGCUCUCCGGCUUCCAACAACUAUGACAAAUCAUGAAAAAAAUGAACGGAUUAACAUGGUCAUUCAAGAGUUAGGUCUGGAUAAAGUGGCAGAUUCCAAGGUUGGCACUCAGUUUAUCCGUGGUGUGUCUGGAGGAGAAAGAAAAAGGACUAGUAUUGCAAUGGAGCUUAUUACUGACCCAUCCAUCUUGUUCCUGGAUGAGCCCACAACUGGCUUAGAUUCAAGCACAGCAAAUGCUGUCCUUUUGCUUCUGAAGAGGAUGUCUAAACAAGGACGGACAAUCAUCUUCUCCAUUCAUCAGCCUCGUUAUUCCAUCUUCAAGUUGUUUGAUAGCCUUACCUUGUUGGCCUCAGGAAGAUUGAUGUUCCACGGGCCUGCUCAAGAGGCCUUGGGUUACUUUGCAUCCACUGGUUACCACUGUGAGCCCUAUAAUAACCCUGCAGACUUCUUCCUGGACGUCAUUAAUGGAGACUCCUGUGCUGUGGUGUUAAACAGAGAAGACACAGACGGUGAAGCCAAGGAGACUGAAGAGCCUUCCAAGACAGAUACUCCACUCAUAGGAAAAUUAACUGAGUUUUAUGCCAACUCCUCCUUCUUCAAGGAAACAAAAGUUGAGUUAGAGCAACUCUCAGAGGGUCAGAAAAAGAAGAAGAUUUCAGUCUACAAGGAGAUCACCUAUGCCACCUCCUUCUGUCAUCAGCUUAGAUGGAUUUCCAGGCGUUCAUUCAAAAACUUACUGGGUAAUCCCCAGGCUUCUAUAGCUCAGAUAAUUGUAACAAUCAUUCUGGGACUGGUUAUAGGUGCCAUUUUCUACGAUCUAAAAAAUGAUCCUGCAGGAAUCCAGAACAGAGCCGGGGUGCUCUUCUUCCUGACCACCAACCAGUGUUUCAGCAGUGUGUCGGCCGUGGAGCUCCUGGUGGUCGAGAAGAAGCUCUUUAUACAUGAAUAUAUCAGUGGAUAUUACAGAGUGUCAUCUUACUUCUUUGGAAAACUGUUAUCUGAUUUACUCCCCAUGAGGAUGUUACCAAGUAUUAUAUUUACUAGUAUAACAUACUUCCUGUUAGGAUUGAAACCACAGGUGGAGGCCUUCUUCAUCAUGAUGUUUACCCUGAUGAUGGUGGCUUAUUCAGCCAGUUCAAUGGCACUGGCCAUAGCAGCAGGUCAGAGCGUGGUAUCCAUAGCAACGCUUCUCAUGACCAUCUCUUUUGUGUUUAUGAUGAUAUUUUCAGGGCUGUUGGUAAAUCUCAGAACCGUUGUGCCUUGGCUCUCAUGGCUUCAGUACUUCAGCAUUCCUCGAUAUGGCUUUGCGGCUUUGCAGCAUAAUGAAUUUUUGGGACAAAACUUCUGCCCAGGACUCAAUGUAACAACAAACAGUACCUGUAGCUAUGCAAUAUGUACUGGCGAAGAAUUUCUGGAAAACCAGGGCAUCGAUCUCUCGCCUUGGGGCCUGUGGAAGAAUCACGUAGCCUUGGCAUGCAUGAUUGUUAUCUUCCUUACAAUUGCCUACCUGAAAUUGUUAUUCCUUAAAAAAUUUUCCUAAAUUCCUCUUUAAUUUACAUGAUUUACCCCACAUUAAAAAGGGAGCCUCUUGAUUUCAGUA